This is a messenger RNA of Blumeria graminis f. sp. triticale, 3096 nucleotides long. The record is from the annotation of a GenBank genome assembly. Lineage: Eukaryota; Fungi; Ascomycota; Leotiomycetes; Helotiales; Erysiphaceae.
AUGUCUGACUCAAACAAUCAAAAGAGCUAUGAAGGCCCUAUUGUGAAAAGGCAAAAACUUAGUGACAGUACGGACUUAUCAAAACCAUCACUCAAAGGAUCGAGGAUUUUCACACCCUUCCGAACUAUUGGACUUGUAUCGCCAACUUCGGUUCCAUUUACGUCAAUCCCCCUGGGUAAAACUACUUUUCAAAUAACCACAUCCGUCGGAAAAUGUUUGCAAACUUACGACUUGAAGCGAGGACUUCAACUCAUUUUUAUCACAAGACCACAAACACCUGAAAAUAUUACUGCUACAACUGCAUGGAAAGAUAGAAUAUUCGCAGCAUGGGGUGAGGCUGACAGUGCGUGUGGAAUCUGGGUUUUCAAACGGGGAAAGAAAGUCGCAGAACUGGAAAUUCCUUCUGAUAUGCACGAAACAAUUAAGCAAAUUCUGAUUUUUGGCACUUGGAUUAUUGGCUGCUGUACCACAAGGAUUGAAGUCUGGAAGUCCUCAGAUUAUGAACAUUAUACAACGCUAUUUUCCACUGCUGCUCCAAAUGGUGGUAACGAGCUAACUGGUGGAAUAAUAAGUAUGCCAACCUAUCUCAACAAAAUUUUUGCGGGCAGGAGUGAUGGCUGCGUAGAAAUCUGGAACGUUAGUUCCGGAAAGUUACUAUUUACUAUCCUCCCACUUGUAGCAAAAUGCGGAGCUAUUACAGCGCUGAAAGCUACACCAGCCCUUUCAAUACUUGCUAUUGCUUAUCAUAAAGGACCCCUGGUUAUGUAUGAUAUACGAACUGAUAGAGCUAUCAUACAAUUGGAUGGAGGUAGCUCCCCUAUAAAAUCAAUAUCCUUCAGAUCCGAUGAGCUAGGUGCUGGUAAUGAUGGUCAGAAAUCAGGUGUCAUGGCCACUGCAGGGCCAAAUCAUGGUGAUAUUGUACUCUGGGACCUAAACGAUGGAGGAAGAGUCAUGGGUAUACUUCGAGGAGCUCAUAACGCACCUCCAGAAUCUUGUGCAUCAGUAGGCGGAGGCGUGAGUAAGAUUGAGUUUCUUCCUGGUCAAUCUGUUCUCGUAACUAGUGGUCUUGAUAAUUCUCUCAAAACCUGGGUCUUCGAUGAAACGCCAUUUUCUCCGAUACCUCGCAUUUUACACUCUAGGAGUGGACAUGCAGCACCUAUCACUCGGCUCCUCUUUUUACCGUCUGAUUUUGACAGUGCAGAAUCAGCUGGGAAAUGGCUACUAAGCACUAGCAUUGACAGAAGUUUAUGGGGAUGGAGCUUGAGACGCGACGGCCAAAGUAUAGAAUUAAGCCAGGGAAAUACACGAAAGAAAUCCAAGAAGCUAGGACUCGUAGGUUCAAGCACAAUUACUGAGUCAAGAGGAACCUUGUCCGACUUGAAGGCACCCGAAAUCAUCGGUAUUGCGGCAUCAAUGAACCGGGACGGGGGAAUGGGAGCAAGUCCUGGAAACGGUGCCAUAUGGCAAAAAAAUAACCGAGGGAAACAAUCAAGCGAUGCUACUGCUAGUAGUACUACCGGAUGGGAAAGCGUGGUCACUGCCCAUAAAAACGAUAGGUUUGCACGGACUUGGUUUUGGGGUAGAAAGAAAGCUGGCCGAUGGAUCUUCGAAACAGGUGAUGGCAGUAAUGUCACCAGCGUGACGAUCAGUCCCUGUGGUACAUUUGCAGUUAUUGGAUCUGAGCUAGGAAUUAUAGAUACUUUCAAUCUCCAAUCUGGACUUCAUCGGCAGAGAUACCCAGCAAAAUUGAGUCAAUCUCAGGCAAAAAAACUCCAACUUGAGUUGAGCAUUAUCAAUCAGGGAAACGGCAAUGGAUCAAAGCAACGAUUCCGUGCCGGACUAGGCAAACACAAGAAAGCAGUAACUGGUCUUGUGGUGGAUUCUUUGGGUAGAGGUAUAAUAAGUUGCUCCCUUGAUGGCAAAGUCAAAUUCUGGGAUUUCCAAUCUGGUCAGCUCGUACAUGAACUAGAAUGCUGCCCCUCCACAGCAAUCUCAGGUAUGCGAUACCACAACCCUAGCGAUCUAAUUGCUCUUUCUUGUGAUGACCUUGCAAUAAGGGUUGUUGAUAUCGAAACUAAGAAAUUUAUUAGAGAGCUGUGGGGUAAUAGUGAACGCGUAAAUGACUUUUGUUUCUCAAAUGAUGGUCGCUGGAUUAUUGCCGCAUCAUCUGACUGCGUAAUACGUGUCUGGGAUCUACCAACGGGACAUUUAAUCGACGCUAUUCGGACCAAAUUUCAAUGCACGGCCCUCGCAUUCUCAUCUACCGGAGAAUUCCUCGCUACAGCCUGUGAGGGUAUAUUGGGUGUAGAUUUAUGGAACAACAAGACAUUGUUUACCCAUGCUCCAACCCAAAAUAUUUCUGAGGACAACAUAGCGGAGCUCGACGGACCGACAGUUUCUGGUGAAGGUGGCCACAAUUUGAUCGACGAAGCUUUCGAAGACCAAGAGCUUGAAAUUGUGGAAUCUGUACCAAGCUUAUCACCUGAACAAUUAAGCAAAGACAUGCAGACACUUUCUCUAGUACCUAAGAGUCGAUGGCAGAAUCUUCUUUAUCUAGAUGUGAUUAAAGCUCGAAAUAAACCUACAGAGGCACCUAAGGUCCCAGAAAAGGCACCUUUUUUCCUUCCGUCUUUAAAUACAAUACCUUUACUGCCUAGCAAAGACGAAAAGGCAACCGAUACCAUUGCGGAAGAGAGCAGGGUUAAGAAACUUGGUCGUCUAACAUCUGAAAGUCUAUUUACUAUUACAUUAAGAGCUGUAAGGGAAUCUGGUGACUAUACACCAUUUAUUCGACAUCUUCAGAGUUUAUCUCCAUCGGCAGCCGAUCUAGAAAUCCGCUCCUUGAAUCCAACAGAGGAAUUUAUACCAUUCAUUAAAGCACUAACUCUUAGAUUACGCGAUAAACGUGAUUAUGAGCUUAUUCAGGCAUGGAUGUCGGUCUUUCUCCGACUUCAUAUAGAUUCUUUCUCACAUGAUCCCAUCAUCCUCGAGACAUUAAAACUGUGGCGGAUAGAGCAGGAAAAGGAAGGGAAACGAAUCGGAGAAUUGUUAGGAUAUUGUAACGGUGUUGUUUCGUUUUUGAAGAAUGGGCGCUGA